Messenger RNA from Syzygium oleosum, 2539 nucleotides. RefSeq names its product transcription initiation factor TFIID subunit 8. Gene Ontology annotation, cellular component: transcription factor TFIID complex. The transcript is spliced from 2 exons. Gene Ontology annotation, molecular function: protein heterodimerization activity. The coding region runs from base 823 to 1944 and encodes 373 amino acids. The record is from RefSeq and is a predicted model, not a curated record. NCBI's taxonomy places the organism in Eukaryota, Viridiplantae, Streptophyta, Magnoliopsida, Myrtales, Myrtaceae.
UCUCUUCUCUCUCUACUUUCUCUCUCAUAGCCAUUCGAUCUCUCGUCCUCGUCGUCGUCGUCGUCGUCUCUGUUCAAGCAGUCCUUCCUCCCUCCUCGAAGGGGUCUUACCAGGGGGUUUAUCCCACCCUCUCUUCCCUGGAAUUCCCGCUCCCGUUCGCUCCCCCUCGCCGCGAGCCCCUAGAAAUCCCCCCCCCCCCUCCUCCGCCGUCUAGGGUUUCCGCCGGAGCUCCGGGGGGGUUUUGGGUUUCCCGCGCGCGGGGCUCCGGGAUUUCUCGCUGGGUUUUCCGGCGACGAUCGGUGGGUCGGGUUUUCUCGAUUCGGUGUCCGGGCUCGCGGACCGCUUGCGGGGGGCCGGGGUUUCUUGUUCCCGGGCCGAGCCGGUCUUGAAUUUUCCCCGUCCGCUCGCUCGCGGGUUGCCGUCGCUCCCGAGUGUGGUUUCGGCGGCCGCUAGGGUUUCGCGGAAGCCGGGCCGGAUCUGGGUUUUGCGGAUUGCCGCUUUUGGAGCUCGCCCAUUCCUUCACCCGCUGCUGUAAGCCGGUAGAUUUCGUUGUCUGCUGAAGUUUGGACCCGUUAUGGAGGUUUCCGGCUUUCUUGGUACCUAAUUGUCCGAAUUCUCUGUUUGGGUUUGAAGCGUUUUUGUUUGUUUCUCCUCCAUUUCGAACGCCCCCCGUAUCGAUGGAGUGGAAGUGGAGGAGAAAAUGAUUGCCCCUGAUGGAGCAGAUCUCGGGCUGGGCUGGGCUGAGCUGAGCUGAGAGAUUCGUGGGUUGAAUGAAGGAAAUUUUGUUGUCGGGUUAUCUUCCAUUGAUAUGAGUCAUCGAAUAUGAACAAUGGAGGUGUAAAUACAACAACUGGUAACGAAACGAAGGCUGAUGCUCCGAGUGGAAGAGCUAAAGCUGACGACUUUGCUCGUGCGGUAUCGAGGGUUGCGGUUGCACAGGUUUGUGAGGGUGUCGGGUUCGAGAGUGUCAGGGACUCCGCUUUGGACUCUCUUUCAGAUAUAGCGAUUCGUUAUCUUCACGAUAUCGGCAAGGCUGCGAGCUUUUAUGCUAAUAUCUCUGGUAGGACUCAGUGUAAUGUUUUUGACAUUAUUAGAGCUCUAGAAGAUUUAGGGAAUUUUCAAGGUUUCUCGGGGGCUUCGGGAGUUAGUCACUGCCUUGCCAGUUCUGGCACAGUAAUGGAAAUUCUGGAUUAUGCGCAAUCGGCCGAGGAGGUUCCCUUCAAUCAGUCGAUACCUCGAUUUCCAGUAGCCAGGGAUAGGCGUCUGAUCCCAAGUUUCACGCAAAUGGGUGAGACUCCACCUGGCAAGCAUGUACCUGCGUGGUUGCCGGCCUUGCCUGAUCCUCACACUUAUAAGCAGACACCCGUGUGGAAUGAGCGGAAGUCGGAUCUGCGUGCUGAUAAGAUCGAGCAAGCGAGGCAAAGGAGAAAUGCAGAGAGGUCUUUGUUGAAUUUGCAGCAAAGGCUAGCCCAGUUUGGUUCUGCAGGAGCUUCAACCUCGAAUAUUGUUCAAGAUCACCAGCCGAAAGAAUUGAAGGCAGACGAAGGCAAUCCAUAUCUCACCACACCUUUGCCACCUGGUGAAAAGGAAGUCUCGUCUGUCAAUUUGCCUGUUAUUCUUUCUAAUGGACCUACAAGGGAGAAUAGUUUAUCUGUCCUGGAGACAUUUGCCCCUGCAAUUGAAGCUAUGAAAGAUCGGUUCUGUGAAGAUGGUGAUGGCGAUAAUAAGAUCCUUCCUCCUGAUAAGAGACCUGCUAUUCAUUUCAAGUUCAAGACUGGAAAAAAAGUUUUCGGUCAGUCUUCGGAUCUAAAACUUCAUACUAAAUAUCUCAGCAGACCUGUCGCUCUGAUUGGGCGUGAAGAGGAGAGAGAUGACAAGAAGAGAAGAGCUGAAUACAUCCUUAGGCAAGCCAUGGAAAAUCCACAGGAGCUCACUCAGAUGUAAAUUGAUAGAGAAUAGCAGUAUGAUUUGCAAGGUGCAUCAAAUUGGUUGUCCGCUGAGGCCACAGUGUUGCUUCUGGUGGAAAUUUUAGGGCAGUUUAGGCAGGAAUUCUUGUAGUCCGGCUAACAAUACUUCUGAGGAUUCUUUGGAGCUCACUUGGUUCGCAGGGGAUUACAAGAACACCUUCUUGAUUAAAUCCAAAUUCCUGUUCCGCUGCAUCUAAUAACUUGAGAAAUGGAGGAUGGCUGAGAUAUCUUAAUUCAACGAAGAACUUCCUGGGCUCGCCAUGUCCUAUCGUGAUGACAGAGAAGUAUCCAUCUUUCAUUUUGGCCAUUCUAUCGUUUCCCUUGAUGGUGUUGCAGUAUCUCAAGGGCCAUCUGCAGGGACAGAGGAAAACCUUCUGGAACUGUUUCCCUGCCUUUCCUAGACUGAGGAAGGAGCUAUUUUUCCUCCAUUUCGCUUUGCUCUCAUCCUUGUGCUUGAUGUGAAUUUUUUUCCCCGUUUUUCGCCAACUAUGCUAGAUCUUGUGUAGGUUCUUUCUAUGUAAUGGAAAUAGAAGCAGUGGCCGAUUUAUACUUGGAGUUCAGGCCUUUCCUCA